This is a messenger RNA of Nematostella vectensis (starlet sea anemone), 2765 nucleotides long. RefSeq names its product adhesion G protein-coupled receptor L1. Gene Ontology annotation, biological process: adenylate cyclase-activating G protein-coupled receptor signaling pathway; cell surface receptor signaling pathway. The transcript is spliced from 22 exons. The record is from RefSeq and is a predicted model, not a curated record. Gene Ontology annotation, cellular component: membrane. Gene Ontology annotation, molecular function: G protein-coupled receptor activity. Lineage: Eukaryota; Metazoa; Cnidaria; Anthozoa; Actiniaria; Edwardsiidae. The coding region runs from base 340 to 2370 and encodes 676 amino acids.
UAUUUCCCCCAAAAAUAUUGAUCCAUGUACAACAUCUUAACUAAACAUUUCAGCAAAUGAAAAUGGUUUAUUUUACACUACCAGCAUAGCUUUUAUAGUUCUUUGUGCCUCGUUAUAUGUUAGCGGAUACAAGAGAUCGUCGUGAAUUCGUCGAGUUCUGCCGAUGCUUUUCGGGGCCAAUAUUGUAAUAUUUAUUGCCAUGGGUCCUCUAUGAAUUAUUAAGGCUUUUUAACAUUUCCAUAUUCUAGAUUCUAACUGCGCAAAACUCAUUUGACGGACGGUUUUUGAUGAGUUAAAAAUUCACAAAAUACUUCCGAAAUUUGCGUUUCCCCGGCGUUAAUGGACACAGAGAUGCUUUGGUUAACCUGCUUCGUAUUUCAGGUUGUACUCGCAGGAGCGAACGCAGCCAACAGCACCGUGAUUUUUUCGUCGAGUGUUUCUGGGUCGAAUUCAUCUUCAACUCAAGCAUCACAAGCACCCCUACCCACCCUCUCACAGGCAAAUGUCGCUGCUAGUCCAACCAUGACUGUGAACGUCCCUUCGAGCAUGCUCAGUCCAUCUGCAACCGCUGCCCAGCAGCCAGCAUCGUCGUCAACAAACCAAGAAUGGAUGAAGAAACUACAGGACCUUUACAACCAAUUGCUGAAUCAAAACAUAACGUCUGGCGGUGGCUUGCCCGCACAAGGCUGCGCGGUGUUGGACUGGACCCCAAAUCUGCAGUCUUGUUCUACUAAGAAAUGCGUGGAGGACAAUACAGCUGCGAUGGAGGCCCAUGCCGAGUGCAUUAAGAAAGGAGACAAGCCAGAAAAUGUGUCCUCCUUCUCCUUGGUGCCUAUGGUUCAGCACUAUGGACUCGAGCUCGCCAAGUUCUACGUAGCCAACGGCAUGGGGGUCAAUGAAACUGGGUUUAUAUUCAAAAAGCUCUUCGCUUUUGGCAGUGGAUUGGUCAGCGGAAACGACAUCAAUGACACGAGCGAAGACUACUUGAAGUUCCCCGAUUACUCGAACCCAGACCACUUCACGGGCGCAUGGCAGAUGUUGCGGGAUGAGAUCAAGAUUUCUCCCAAGAUGCUUAGGGAUCGAGGGGUGCACUCGUUCCCGUACACUUGGUCCGUGUUCUCUGACCUGUAUGACCUGUCGGCAAUGAGCGAGAGGGAAGUCGAAGUUGAUCUCAUGAAGAGGAUCGCUGAUUCAUACAUUUCCGAUCUCUACGUGGACGAUUACGGGCGGCUUCGCACCAAUAAGAAAUUCCCGGACAUUACUCUGAAUAGCCAGGUCUUCACGUUUUCGCCUCUCUCCCCCAUGGGAAAACUUGAUAAACCAUUGCUUGUCACGCUACGACAUAGGAAAGUUCAAGGUUUCGCGAAUCCUCGGUGCGUCAGCUGGAACCCGACUAGGAGGAUGUACCAUACGAAAGGUUGCAGUGUUCACGAGACAAACGAGACCCACACGGUCUGCGCAUGUGAACACUUUGGCAGCUAUGCCGUCGCCAUGGACAAGACCAUCCCGGACGACGCGACUGAGCGCGAGACGGUGGUGACCGUGGCAUGGGUGUUGAGUACCAUCUCUUUGCUGUGCCUCAUCAUCUGCGCUGCCUGCAUCAUUGUUGUCGGGUAUCAUUUUGUGGACAAUAUGCGCAUUGCUCUCUGCUUGGACGUCUCGCUGGCGCUUGGAUAUUUAAUCUUUUACUUUGGGCUCUCAUCAGGGAACACCAACUUCUAUGCAAGCAGGUCGUCAUGUGACGUCAUCUCGCCGUUGAUGCACCUGUUCCAGUUGGCAGCGUUAACUUGGCUACUCAUGGAAGGUUUGCACUACGUGUCGGUCUUCAAGAAAGUCUUCAACAAAGAAAACAGCCAGCCCUGGUACAUCUACACAGCAGUUGGAUGGGGUGUUCCAAUUGCUUUUGCGGGAGCCUGCGCAGGUUAUACAUAUCCACAUGGAGGUGUGCCCAAACAGGCUGAAUUUUGUUGGCUACCCAUUGAAGGAACAGAGCUCUGGUACUUCGCAGGACCCGGAGUCAUACUUGUAGCGCUGAACUUGUUGGUUCGCUCGGUGGUGCUCGUAGAAGUUCUGACGUGGAAAGGCGACCCGGACGAUGUCAACAUUGAACGAACAAGGUUUCGCCUGCUCAGCUUCAUCGUUCUGCUCCUCGUGGUCAUCCUGACGUGGGUGUUUGGGGUAUUGGCUGCUAACAGCUCCGAGAAGAAGGGGUUUCACUACGCGUUCAUCGUAUUGUUUGCGCUGCAGGGCAUUCUUGUAGCCGUUUUCUACGCUGCUCAGAAUAAGGAGCUGUGGGACUAUUACCGUCAAAAGAAGGAAAAGAAAUUGAAGGAAAAGACGGCCGUCUUCCACUUCGAGUACAUUCCAUGAGACAUGCAGCGACACCCUAUUGAGCACGUACUACUGCACAGAGUAGCCCUAGAAGCAAAGCACUUUUCGAGGCAACGAUGAGGGAACGAGAUCAGACAAGCAGAGAGCUAGACAGGGUCAUUUCUCCCAGAAGUUAAAGAAAAUAAGUAACGUUUCGUGAGGAUUAUUACACCCAUCGGUAGGAUAUAUUUCCGUUUAAUUUAAAAUUAACGAAUGCAAUCUCAAAUAUAUACAACCUUCCCUUUCAAGUUUAGAGGUUUCGCAACCCAAAAGCCUUAAUAGCCAAAUAAAAAUAUUUUUGGCCAGUUUUUCUCGUGACUUGUUCAGUAUUGUAGGAGCCUUUAAUUUUCAAUUGUAUAGCUGAUCAGGCUUCAAAUAAAAAAAGGACGCACAAA